Heterobasidion irregulare TC 32-1 is the source of this 1221-nucleotide messenger RNA. RefSeq lists its product as uncharacterized. Gene Ontology annotation, molecular function: protein serine/threonine phosphatase activity; cation binding. Lineage: Eukaryota; Fungi; Basidiomycota; Agaricomycetes; Russulales; Bondarzewiaceae. The transcript is spliced from 4 exons. Gene Ontology annotation, biological process: protein dephosphorylation. The record is from RefSeq and is a predicted model, not a curated record. The coding region runs from base 1 to 1221 and encodes 406 amino acids.
AUGUCUUCGCACUCAAACUCAAAUAACGCCACUGAUGAUGUUGUCGCAUCUGAGCCUGUCGCGAUUCACAUGAAUCCAUCGCAAGACAGUCUUCCAUACAGUUCCAUGGCUCCUAAUCCAUGGUCUCGCGAGCUCCCCACCUACUCCUUCGGAGUAGCGGAUGAAAAGGGAGCAAGGCGAACAAUGGAGGAUGCCCAUUCCUACGUUGCCGAUUAUGCUGGCAUCCGCGGCCAAGGAUUUUUUGCCAUCUUCGAUGGUCACGCUGGAAAGGAGGCUGCCGAAUGGUGUGGCAGGAACUUCCAUGAGCGUAUGCUCAAAAUCAUGAGAGAGAAUCCUACCUCCUCCAUACCAGAUGUCUACAAUCUGACAUUUCAUAACGUUGACCUAAGCCUUUCGAAAAUUUCUGAAGAAUCCGAGGGCAAGAUACACUCUGGGUGUACUGCCGUAACCGCUUUCCUCCGAAUUGAGGAUGCUGAUGGCGGACAGUCUUUUCUCGCGUCUUCGGCGGAGUCGUCAACUCCCCCUGCCAACUCAUCGAGCUCUACCCCUGAAGUGGACCUUGAAGAUACAGUGAAUACGUCACGAAAUGACGAUGGCAACGGCGGAAAAGGGAAGAAAUUGAAAAAGGCGCUGGGGCGGCUCAGUCAUCCGUCCGCGUCGCCUCCUUCCACUCCUCGCUCGCAAUCUCCUUCACAUAUUUCAAAGGACCCGAAAGAAGGGGCCAAUAACCAGUCGUCUCAGGUGCCACCACCAGGGCCACCUCUGCGCAGGGUCCUCUAUGUUGCCAACGCGGGAGAUGCCCGCGGUGUGUUAUGCCGGUCAGGGCGAGCGUUGCGUCUCACGUAUGACCACAAGGGCACCGAUAAACAGGAAGCCAAGCGAAUCGUGGACUCAGGUGGUUUCGUGAUGGGCGGAAGGGUCAAUGGAGUAUUAGCAGUCACACGAAGCCUGGGUGAUUCCUCCAUGAAGGACUUUGUCGUUGGUGCGCCGUACACUACGGAGACAGAGCUGACCGACGACGACGAGCUCCUGAUACUAGCUUGUGAUGGGAUUUGGGAUGUUUUGGACGAUCAGACUGCAGUUGAUCUUGUGCGCGGACUGCAAAACCCCCAGGAGGCGUGCGACGAGCUGAUUCGCCAGGCGCUCCAGCGCUACACCAACGAUAACAUCACUGCACUGGUUAUCCGGUUCAAGGAUGUUACUACCAAUGAAAGUCAAUGA